AUGGGUAUCUCAGCUUGUUUUGUUAGAGUUGUUGUUGUCGUCUUAAUUGUUCUUCUUGUUAGUGAUAUAGAGCAGACAUCUGGUAUGGUUGGCAGGCGAUUGCUUGGUGCAGGUGCAGGUUCCGGCGGCGGAAGUGGUGGUAGGGAAUUGAUUUCUGUCCGUGCAAGUUUCCGCAGUGCUAUGCCGCCUACCCAUGGAAGGUUCGGUGGUUGCGCUAAUGCUACAAGUGUAGGUGUCGGUGUUAGUGCAGGUGCAGGUUCCGACGGUGGAAGUGGUGGUAGGGAAUUAAUUUCUGUCCGUGCAAGUUUCCGUAGUGCUAUGCCGCCUACACGUGGAAGGUUUGGUAGUUCCGUUAAUACUACAAGUGUAGGUAUCGGUGUGCGUGCAGGUGGAAGUUUUGGUGGUUCCGAUAAUGCUACAAGUAUAGGUGUCGGUGUUAGUGUAGGUGAAGGUUUCGGUGCUAAUGCAGGUGUAAGUUCCAGUGCUGCUGGUAUGGGUCAGAAUUCGACCUCACGAUAA
This is a messenger RNA of Nicotiana attenuata, 519 nucleotides long. RefSeq names its product glycine-rich cell wall structural protein 1-like. NCBI's taxonomy places the organism in Eukaryota, Viridiplantae, Streptophyta, Magnoliopsida, Solanales, Solanaceae. The record is from RefSeq and is a predicted model, not a curated record. Bases 1 to 519 code for a protein of 172 amino acids. The transcript has a single exon.